Messenger RNA from Pleuronectes platessa (European plaice), 5804 nucleotides. RefSeq names its product echinoderm microtubule-associated protein-like 6. Gene Ontology annotation, molecular function: microtubule binding. The record is from RefSeq and is a predicted model, not a curated record. NCBI's taxonomy places the organism in Eukaryota, Metazoa, Chordata, Actinopteri, Pleuronectiformes, Pleuronectidae.
GCGUCCAGGGAGGGUCUCCAUUCGGGUCUGCAGUCCGGUGUCCUGUCAGCUGAGUCUGUCUGUCUGUCUGUCUGUCUGUCUGUCUGUCUGUGGUCAGAGGGACAGCGGGAGGAUGCUCUCCUCCCACCGGGAUUCGGGACUCUCCUCACUCGUCAUCCGGCCGGGAUGCUGCGGUCUGAGCCCGGGGCUUCUCCCCUCCUCUGCCCGCUGAAGUUGGAUCAUCUGCGGGGAUUAAACCUCGGUUUCUGUCGCUCCCUCUCUGGAUCUGUCCGAGCGUCUCCCAGGAGGAAAUAAUCCGCCCUGUUUUUUAAUUUUUUAUUCUGUGAUCAUUUUACAUCACGUCCCUGUGACUCUGGUGGAUUUUUUUUACUCACGCACAGAUUUGUGAAUGGGUCCGUGAGCCGCCGUGCGUUGAGGGAUGAUGUGAGCGCACAGGAGAAAAAAGAGAAAGCUCCCGUACUGUAGUAACCAUGGCUGGUCCCGAGGUCGAGGAUUAGUGUCAGGAGGGAUUAUUUUCCUCCAGGAGCAGAAUCCUCCAUCAGUUCGCUGUGUCUCUGCCUCUUUGGUUCCUGGACACGAGGAGAAGUUCUCCACACGCGUUUCAGUCUUUUCUUUAUUUCUGUCUCUGCAUAAUUUUUAUUUCAUUUUCUGAAAACUGAGGAUAGAAAUAUUGUCUGGUUUUGUAGGUGGCGUGAAGCAGAGAGUGUUCCAGGCUGAUGGAAGUUGGUCUCAUGUUAUGAAUAAUUAAUAUUUUAUAGGAUUGAAGCUGUAACUUCACCAUAGAGGACAAUAAAAAUACUCUUAGUCCCUUGAGGAACAUUAAAUUAGACUCAAACCGCAGUAGAGUCAUAAAGCGUUGUGUCAGCAGAAACAACUGUUAAAUUAUUAUUAUUCAUCUGCAGCUCUGAGGUGAACAGUGACAGAGGAUUAUGGAAAUAUGGAAAUAUUACAGAGACACGAUAAGUGUGCAAGAAGUUUAUUCGUUGUAAAGCUUCAGACGAUGCUUCCGAUUAAAUGAGGAAACAUAAGGUCCUCAGGUUACAGCAGAAUUAUACAUAUAUAUAAAUAUAUUGAGAUCAUUAUAAACUCUUUCCAUCUUGUUGGUUUGAGUUUGUCCUCUGGGGAAAAAGCAUCGACACAAAGGAAAAGAAGAAUGAAGAGAGGAGGAUCAUCUACAUUUUCACUCAUUAACCUUUAACAGACAUGACAUUAAAUACAUGAUUUAAACAAACGUUUUAAACAUGGAAAUAACCAGAAUAAUCUGAAGAGAAGCUCCAACACUCAUCAGGUUAUCUGCACAAGUGAAAGAUCAGUGACCUGAUCAGAACCCUGUUCUUCUGGAGGAUCUUGGACUCAAAGGAAGCAUCAGGAUCGAUCUGGAGAACACGGUGUGGACCCUCAGAUGAGUGACCAUGUCGGACCGGAGCGCCCCGGGCUGCCGGCUCAGGCUGGACUGGGUCUAUGGGUACCGGGGCCACCAGUGCCGCAAUAACCUGUACUACACGGCCGGGAAGGAGGUGGUGUACUUCGUGGCCGGGGUCGGCGUGGUUUACAACACCAGAGAGCACAGCCAGAGGUUUUACCUGGGACACAACGAUGACAUCAUCAGCCUGGCGUUGCACCCUGAGCGCUCCCUGGUGGCCACAGGUCAGGUGGGGAAGGAUCCCUAUGUGUGUGUGUGGGACUCCUUCACCGCCCAGACUGUGUCCCUGCUCCGUGACGGACACACGCACGGCAUCGCCUGCCUCGCGUUCAGUGCUGACGGACAGCGGUUAGCCUCGAUCGGCCUGGAUGCCAAGAACACAGUGUGUAUCUGGGAGUGGAAGCGAGGAAAGAUCCUGGCUACAGCCACCGGACACUCGGACAGGAUCUUCGACGUCUGCUGGGAUCCGUUUCAACAUCACCGUCUUGUGAGCUGCGGAGUCAAACACAUCAAGUUCUGGUCUCUGUGUGGAAACUCUCUCACCGCGAAGCGAGGGAUUUUCGGGAAGACAGGCGACCUGCAGACCAUCCUGUGUGUGGCGUCUGCUAAAGACGACCUCACGUACUCCGGGGCGCUCAACGGGGACAUUUACGUCUGGAAGGGACUCAGCCUGAUAAGAACCGUUCAGGCGGCUCACGGGGCCGGAAUCUUCAGCAUGUAUUUCUGUGAGGAGGGUUUCGCCACAGGAGGCAGAGACGGCUGCAUCCGACUGUGGGAUGUCGACUUUAAACCAAUCACCAAGAUCGACCUGCGAGAGGCGGAGCAAGGCUACAAAGAUCUGUCUAUUCGCAGCGUCUGCUGGCGAGCCGACCGGAUCCUGGCAGGAACGCAGGACAGCGAGAUCUUUGAGGUGAUGGUGAGGGACCGGGACAAGCCGCUGCUGAUCAUGCAGGGACACAGCGAGGGCGAGCUCUGGGCGCUGGACGUUCACCCCAAGAAACCUCUGGCUGUGACCGGCAGUGACGACCGCUCCGUCAGGUUGUGGAGUUUGGUGGAUCAUACACUUAUCGCUCGCUGUAACAUGGAGGAGGCGGUGAGGAGUGUGGCCUUCAGCGUGGACGGAUCCCAGCUGGCUCUGGGAAUGAAGGACGGAUCCUUCACUGUGCUGAGAGUCAGAGACAUGACGGAGGUGGUUCACAUCAAAGACAGGAAGGAGGUGAUACACGAGAUGAAGUUCUCUCCAGACGGAGCGUACAUCGCUGUCGGCUCCAACGACGGACUGGUGGACAUCUAUGCUGUCGCUCAGAGAUACAAGAAGGUGGGAGAAUGCUGUAAAUCCUCCAGUUUCAUAACUCACCUGGACUGGUCUCUGGACAGUAAGAUCCUGCAGAGCAACGACGGAGCUGGAGAGCGACUCUUCUACCGGAUGCCGAUGGGGAAGCACAUUGUCAGUAAGGAGGAGGUCAAAGGUCAGCGCUGGGCGUCGUGGAGUGGCGUCCUGGGCUCAGAGGUCUGUGGCAUCUGGCCUAAAUACUCAGAUCUAACCCAGAUCAACGCCGUGGACGCCAAUCACUCUGCUGCCGUGCUGGUGGCCGGAGACGACCUCGGCCUCGUGAAGCUCUUCCGCUUCCCCUCUCUGAAGAAAGGAGCAAAAUUCAAGAAGUACAUCGGCCACUCUGCCCAUGUGACCAACGUUCGCUGGUCACAUGACCUGCAGUGGGUGCUGACCACGGGUGGGGCCGACCACGCCCUCUUCCAGUGGAGGUUUCUGCCCGAGUCCGUGAUGAACGGAGGACAGGACGUCAACAUACAAGACUCUCAUGGAGACUCCAACAGCGAGGAGUCGGACAGCGACGUGUCGGACGUCCCGGAGCUCGACUCGGACAUCGAGCAGGAAUCUCAGAUCCACUAUGACCGACAGGUGUACAAGGAGGACCUGCCUCAGUUGCGGCAGCAGAGCAGAGAGAAGAAGCAGCAGGUCGGAUCUCUGAAGAGGCAGCAAGGACCGGACCAGGGCCUCCGGCUGCAGUUUGUUCACGGGUACCGUGGUUAUGACUGCAGGAACAACUUGUUCUACACUCAGGGUGGAGAGGUGCUGUACCAUGUGGCGGCGGUGGGCGUGGUCUACAACCGGCAGCUGCACAGCCAGCGCUUCUACCUCGGCCACGACGACGACAUCCUCAGCCUCAGCAUCCACCCGCUGAAGGACUACGCUGCUACAGGACAGGUGGGACGGGAUCCAGCCGUCCAUGUGUGGGACAUCCAGACCAUGAAGUGCCUCUCGUUACUGAAGGGAUUUCACCAGAGAGGAGUGUGUGCUCUGGACUUCUCAGCUGAUGGAAAGAGUCUGGUCUCGGUGGGAGUCGAUGACGGACACUCGAUCGUCGUCUGGGACUGGAAGAGAGGAGAGAAACUCGCCACAGCCAGGGGUCAUAAGGAGAAGAUAUUUGUGGUGAAGUGUAAUCCCCUGGUGAUGGACAAACUGGUCACCGUGGGAAUCAAGCACAUCAAGUUCUGGCAGCACGCAGGUGGCGGUCUGACCUCCAGGCGUGGAGUGUUCAGGAGCAUCAGUCGGUUGGAGACCAUGAUGUCGGUGUGCUACGGACGCACCGAGGCGCUGGUGUUCACCGGAGCCGCCACCGGAGACGUUUACAUCUGGAAGGAGCCGCUGCUGAUGAAAACUGUCAAAGCUCACGAUGGACCAGUGUUCGCCAUGUUCUCCCUGGACAAGGGCUUCGUGACCGGCGGGAAGGACGGCGUGGUGGAGCUGUGGGACGACAUGUUUGAUCGCUGCCUGAAGACCUACGCCAUCAAGAGAGCGUCUCUGUCUCCAGGCUCCAAAGGCCUGCUGCUGGAGGACAACCCGUCCAUCAGAGCCAUCACUCUGGGUCAUGGUCACAUCCUGGUAGGAACCAAAAACGGAGAAGUACUAGAGAUUGACAAGACUGGACCCAUGACUCUGCUGGUGCAGGGUCACAUGGAGGGUGAAGUCUGGGGUCUGGCCCCCCACCCUCUCCUCCAGAUCUGUGCCACCGUCAGUGACGAUAAAACCCUGCGACUGUGGGAGACGUCGGCCAAUCACCGCAUGGUCGCCGUCCGCAAGCUGAAGAGAGGUGGCCGAUGCUGCGUCUUCUCCCCCGAUGGCAAGGCGUUGGCGGUCGGUCUGAGUGAUGGCGGCGUCCUGGUGGUGAACGCUGACACGCUGGAGGAUCUGUUGAGCUUCCACCAUCGGCGUGAUGCCAUCUCUGACAUCCGCUUCACCCCAGACUCUGGAAAGUUCCUGGCGGUGGCGUCGCACGACAGCUUCGUGGACAUCUACAACGUGCAGAGCAGUAAGAGAGUGGGGGUCUGUAAAGGAGCGUCCAGCUACAUCACACACCUCGACUGGGACGCUCGAGGUAAACUGCUGCAGGUCAACACAGGAGCUAAAGAGCAGCUUUUCUUCGAAGCCCCAAGAGGAAGAAGACAAACGAUCAAGAACGCUGAGCUGGAGCGGAUGGACUGGUCCAGCUGGACGUGCGUUCUGGGUUCAAGCUGUGAGGGAAUCUGGCCGACGCACAGCGACAUCACCGACGUCAACGCCGCGUCGCUCACCAGAGACCGAACCCUGCUCGCCACCGGAGACGACUUCGGCUUCCUCAAGCUGUUCAGCUACCCCGUCAGAGGUCAGUACGCUCGUUUUAAGCGCUACGUAGGCCACAGCGCUCAGGUGACCAACGUCCGCUGGGCUCAGGAUGACUCCACCCUACUGACCGUGGGCGGGGCUGACACCGCCCUGAUGAUCUGGGCGAGGGAACGAGGAGGCGGGGUCACUGGGGACGGGGAGGGGCCUCUGUUACGCGACAACCGACCCCUCGUGGACAGCGAGGAGUCGGACGACGACACCGAGGAGGAUGGAGGCUACGACAGCGACGUCGCCCGAGAGAAGACGGUGGAUUACAGCACCAAGAUUUACGCCGCCAGCCUCCGAGAGAUGAGAGGAACCAAACCUCAUCAACAGCUGAAGGAGCUGUCUGCUGAGGAGAGGCCGCCGGUGAGUCGAGCGGCGCCGCAGCCAGAGAAACUCCAGAAGAACAACGUGUCCAAGAAGAAGAGACUAGUGGAGGACCUGGUCUUGGAUCACGUGUUUGGUUUUCGAGGCUUCGAUUGUCGUAACAACCUUCACUACCUCAACGACGGCUCGGAGAUCGUCUAUCACACCGCCGCCACGGCCAUCGUCCACAGCCUCACCACCGGAACUCAGAGUUUCUACCUGGAACACACUGACGACAUCCUCUGUCUGACCGUCAACCAGCACCCGAAAUACAAAAACGUCAUCGCCACCGGACAGAUCGGGUGUCUGGAAGCUGCUCUGGUCCUCUAUCUGCUCUGUUUGUCCUGA